This is a messenger RNA of Clarias gariepinus (North African catfish), 2452 nucleotides long. RefSeq names its product ceramide kinase-like (gene cerkl). NCBI's taxonomy places the organism in Eukaryota, Metazoa, Chordata, Actinopteri, Siluriformes, Clariidae. Gene Ontology annotation, molecular function: kinase activity. The transcript has 13 exons. Bases 55 to 1791 code for a protein of 578 amino acids. The record is from RefSeq and is a predicted model, not a curated record.
ACAAGACCGGGGCAAACUGCGGCGCGAAAAGCCAAGUCGUGUUGCAUUAGAAACAUGUUUGAACCCCCGAAAAACUCGAUAACUGCCCUCCACGCGUGGUCGGAGAGUCAGGAGGAGUUAAGGGAGAGAAAGAAGCAACCGGUGGCCGAGAAGCCUCCAGGAAGCCGAGUCACGGCGGAGAAAAAGAAACGGAAGAAACGGCGAGAAGAAGCGCAGGAAAGUGAGAAACACGCGAUCUCAGCGCCGCCGCCGCCGCUCCUCCGCCCCGAGGAGGGUGAAGCUGCUCCUCCUUCAGAAAAGUCCGGGAGCGAACCGAUUGUGAGAGGAAUCUUUCAGAUCGGUAAGAAGAGCCACGACGUGAUUCUCACGGCCACGCGGGUCACGUGGACGCGCAUCCAGCCCGAGAACCCUACAGGUGAGGCCUCACAAAAGAAGGCCGUAGAGGACUUUGUGGAGCUGAAGGACGUGUUCGUGGUGAAGGUGAAACGGCGGCGUUCGGCCGGUCAGCAGAGCGGCGGCACCCUCCUCGGCCUCACGUUGUUCUUCUGCAAGCGUAAAGGAGCUAAACUCAAAGAUGACACCAUCCACCUGGACAACCUGAGUGUGGAUCACUGCGAAAUCUGGUUCAGACGUCUCAAAGACAUCCUCAACGGUUUUAAGCAUCGUCCUAAGUCACUAAAGGUCUUCAUAAACCCUAUAAGCCACAAGAAAGAGGCGUACCAAAUCUACCGGGACCGGGUUGCUCCACUGUUUAAGCUCGCUAAUAUACAGACUGAUGUCACAGUCACUAAGAGUAAAGGCCACGCUCUGUCCAUCCUGAAGGAGUGCAACCUGGACGAGUACGAUGGGGUGGUGUGUGUAGGUGGAGACGGCUCUGUAGCUGAAGUCGCUCAGGGUUUGUUGCUCCGGGCGCAGAUGGAUGCUGAGAGGGACACACACUCCACCUUCAUGCCAGUCUCAGCACCACUUCCUCUAGGUGUGAUACCAGCAGGUUCUGCUAAUGUUGUUGCAUGCUCUGUUCAUGGUGUGAAACAUCCUGUCACUGCAGCACUGCACAUCAUACUGGGUCACAGACAGCCAGUUGACUUGUGCAGCGUGAGCUCGAUGGGUGGGCUGCUGCGGUUCGGGUUCUGCGCGAUGCUGGGUUUCGGUGGUCAAGCGCUAGCUGUGGCAGAGAGACUGAACUGGAUUCCGCCCACACAGAGACACGAACUCGCCCUCAUCACUGCGCUCGCUCAGCUCAGACCUGAAGACUGUGAGUUGUCCUUUAUCCCAAGCAGCACUGGAGAUCAUGCCCAAAGUGAGGUUCAGGAGGGCUUAAGCGACAUUGAAGAUGCUGAGUGGCAGGUUCGCAGGGGUCUCUAUCUCAGCCUGACCAUUACGUCCAUCCCAUGUUUGUGCUCUGUGGCUCCUAAAGGCCUUGCUCCAUUUACCAGGCUGAACAAUAACAGCAUGGCGCUCACAGCUGUAGCAAACACUUCCAGGUCAGAGUUCAUCAAGCACCUGAAACGCUACAGCAGCUCCAACAAUCCGUUCAGUUUCUCGUUCGUGGAGGUGCAGCGUGUGCGGGCGGUGAAGCUGCGGCCGUGCUCUCACCCUGACGACGAGCAGUGUGACGCCAAACACACUCCCAUCAUCCCUUCGGAGGGAACUCUCACCUGGAAUGUCGACGGACAGCUGCUGGAGACGCAGGGAGAAGUGCUGAUCCGGGUUCAUCCUAACCUCCUCACGCUGUUCGGCGCAGACGUCGAGGAAGCAGACGAGCCGCCUGUUAACUGCAGCUGCAUUUAAUCAUCUGCAUCAUGAUCCAAUCUCAGACUAGCUCCCUAGGUAGGCUGCAUUUUUAGGGAGCAUUCCUGGACGUCGGAGGUAAAAACCUGUCCGUUUAGUUAUAGCGUAUUUUGACCGAACUGUCCAACUGGCAUACUGCAGUUCCAUCUCAGGAUGAGUGGAAAGGGAAUUUAGGACUGGAAUACUGUAUUUUUUUUUUUCUCUGCUUGUUUAAAAACGAAACUAGAUCAGUGAGCAGUAGUGUAGCGGUUUGUUAGUUUUAGUUGAACUAACUUAAUCCAUACUCAGGUAAUCCGAUCAACUAGUGAGCGAUAGCGAACAAAAAAGAGACAGGGACGUCUCCCGUUCCGAUGCUGCGACUGAGACUGAGACACAAGGCGUAGACAGACUGACUCAGAGCUCAUCAAUACAUAGAAAAGUCAUUUAGUUUAAAACACACACACGUUACACACAGUACAGUCCAGUGCAUUAGUACUUAAAUAACAGCAGAGGACAUGCAGGGACAAAAUGCCUCUUUACACGCAUACACACACACACACACACACACAUGCAAACACACCAUAUCAGCUCUUUACAGAGUUUACACUCUGAAAACAAACAAAAAAAAAAGGUACACAGUUUUAUUCAUCCUUAUAAUAAACACAGUGAUUUAAAACAGAAA